This is a messenger RNA of Mytilinidion resinicola, 1408 nucleotides long. Its product is annotated as nucleotide-binding domain-containing protein. Gene Ontology annotation, molecular function: D-amino-acid oxidase activity; FAD binding. The record is from RefSeq and is a predicted model, not a curated record. The coding region runs from base 1 to 1227 and encodes 408 amino acids. NCBI's taxonomy places the organism in Eukaryota, Fungi, Ascomycota, Dothideomycetes, Mytilinidiales, Mytilinidiaceae. The transcript has 8 exons.
AUGUCUAUGUCUUAUCAUCCAUUUUCAGGGUUCUCCGUGCCGAAAAGAGUUAUUGCUCUAGGCGGUGGUGUCGUGGGUCUCCAAACAGCAGUCGACCUGCUCGAGGCUGGCUAUGCGGUCAAUGUGAUAGCGAAACACCUUCCAGGUGAUAUAGACGCUCACUAUCCUUCCCAGCAGGCUGCCGCUACUUGGGCUUCCGAUGAGCCUACGGUGGAUGCUGAAACGAGACGGUGGUACGACGAAGGGUAUAAACAGUGGGAGAUCAUGUCGGAAGGGAACGAAUUCGAGGCGGCUGGAGUUGUUAAACGACCUUGCUUUCGAUAUUGGGAGAAUCCUCCCGAAAACCUCGUCAAGCACGGGUCAUCCGCACUUUGGCACUCAAAGGAUAUACCUUCCUUUAGGAUUCUAGACUCUGAAGAACUUCCGUCAGGGGUAAACUUUGGUACAACCUACACAACAUUCAGCGUGAAUACACCGGCAUACCUUGACUAUCUUCAGUCCCGCAUUGUUGCAUUAGGCGGCACUAUCAAACGUGCGGUUCUACCUGUUGACCAGGGUCUGGAGCAGGGACUAAAAGUAGCAAGACAGCUCGUUGCAGCUGAAUUGGGUGACUCAAAAGACAUACACGCCUAUGUGAACGCGAUGGGUACAAAUGGAAUGAGGCUAGCUGGCGAUAAGGAUUUAUUGAUUAUCAGAGAUCAGUCAGUCCACAUUAAAGGGGAAGCCUAUAAGUAUGCGGACCGGAUAGAUGCUGAUGGUAUCUACUACGCCAUUCCAAGGGUGGGCGCGGGUCUUACCGUUUUAGGAGGAUAUUUGGAGGUUGGAAAUUGGAACGAAACUGUAAAUCUUGAUUGCGUUAGGAAAGUCCUGAAAAAUUGCAAAAAGCUAAUACCAGAGUGUCUAAAUGACAAUGGCGAUUUCACGGUUCUGAACGAGUAUGUGGGUAUUAGGCCACAUAGGAAAGGCGGGGCAAGAGUAGAGGUAGAGCAACUCAAGGAUAUGCCGGAAGAGAGUGUCGUCGUGCACAACUACGGUCACGGUCCUGGUGGGUUUUUCAAGUCCGUGGGCGCCGCGAGGAAGGUUGUUCGACUACUAGAUGGUAUUGGAUCCAAGCUAGAGUUUCCGCCUGACCUAAAAGAGAAGAUGCGAAGUUCGGCUUUGCAGGACCAGGAGAUAUUCCCGGGAUUCUACGGCAAGGCUGGUGGUUCAAGUAAAGAAGAGGUUUGAAUUGAGGACCACGUUAUCUUACCCUUAUCCUGGGCCUCUCAGUCGAGUCAGCAAGGGGCAAGAGCUAGUCACAGGAAGCGCUGAGGGCCGUCUCACUUUCCGGCUUGAUUCGACGCGAAACGAUUGUUCGUAGCGGCUAAAUUGAGAUAUUCGUGAGAAUAGCAGGCGACUUAAUUAUGAG